ACACACCAGGGGUUGCGAACACGCGAGUGGGCUGACAGCAAGGUGUGGGACGAGCUGCCGCCGAGGCCAGCAUGCUGCAGUGACGGCUUGUCCGGGGCUUUGUGCACCAGAUAUAAGGAGAAGCGCUUCUAAAUAAAUAUCAAACACUAUGGAAAGCGUCUCUACUGCACUCCCAGCACCCAGUGAUGUGGCACCGACAGGUUCCUUCGAACAGGAUUCCCUGAACCAGCAGAGAUCUCCCCAUCUCCCCAUGAAGCCAAACCAAGUGGGCCAGGUCAUUCUGUACGGGGUGCCAAUCGUGUCCCUCAUCAUCGACAACCAGGAGAGACUGUGCCUGGCUCAGAUCUCCAACACUCUGCUCAAAAACUACAGUUACAAUGAAAUCCACAACAGAAGGGUGGCUUUGGGGAUCACCUGUGUGCAAUGUACCCCGGUGCAGCUGGAGAUCCUGCGCAGGGCUGGGGCCAUGCCGAUCUCAUCGCGGAGAUGCGGCAUGAUCACCAAGAGAGAAGCCGAGAGACUUUGCAAGUCGUUUCUGGGCGAGAACAAGCCUCCGAAGCUGCCCGAUAACUUUGCUUUUGACGUUAGCCAUGAAUGUGCCUGGGGGAGCCGGGGCAGCUUCAUACCGGCCCGAUACAACAGCUCAAGAGCAAAGUGCAUCAAGUGCACCUACUGCAGUAUGUACUUCUCUCCCAAUAAGUUCAUCUUCCACUCUCACCGCACGCCAGAAGCUAAGUACACCCAACCGGAUGCUGCCAACUUCAAUUCCUGGAGGCGACACCUCAGGCUGACUGAUAAGAAUCCUCCCCAAGACCUGACCUAUGCCUGGGAAGAUGUGAAAGCCAUGUUUAACGGGGGCAGUCGGAAACGAGCCCUGCCCGGACAUUGCGGCCCACUCAGUUCCGUGAAGGCGGUGAACAGUGUGAUCAGCCACAUGAUAGGCCCGGAGCUCUCCCAGAAGAGGGCCAGGUUUGCUGAGGACGAGGAAGACGGAGGCAGCGCCUCCUCUCGGAAGAACCUCCGCAGUUACCCAGUCAUCCCGGUCCCCAGCAAAGGAUUUGGGAUGUUGCAGAAAUUCCCGGCGGCCUCCCUGUUUCCCAACCCUUACACCUUCCCUGCUUUCGGGCUGUGCCAGAAAAAGGACGACGCUGACUCUCUGGCUGGCGAGCCGAAGCAGCCUGGACUAUCGGGACUCCUGUGGCCCGCCCGAAAGGACACUUUUUACCCGCCCUUGUGUAUGUUCUGGCCCCCCAGGGCGGCCAAUGGCAUCCCGGUGCCAACCUACCUACAGCCCCAACCCAGUACCAUCACAUCAGUGGGGGAGUCCCCGAAUUUAAGGCAGACUUUCUUGGAUGUGUCUGACCAAAGUGAAGCUGGUGGCCUGACAGUGGCCGCUCCCAGAGACAGCCUGUUUGACAGAGACAACCUCGCCGGCCCGGGAGGCCAGGAGCACAGGCUAGCCGCUGAAGGCAGGCUCAAGCCCCUGGACGUGUCUGCUUUCACAGCCAGGAAGCAGAGCUACCUCUCGGCCUUCAAGCCCGUGGUGAAAGACAUCGAGAGCAUCGCCAAACUUCAUGGCAACGCCGAGGACUUUGGCUCAGAGAGGCAUCCCUCCCCGGGUACCAGCUGUAGUUACCACAGCGACAGCGUGGCGAGCGAGGAAGAGCAAGAGGUGGAUGUCGAGACCAACAAAUUCUCAGCAGAUGCUCAGGAAGAGGGGAUCCCUCUGGAGCAGUUCACCCACAACAACAGCAACCUGCCACAGGACAGCGGAUUUAGAGGGACUGAAGACCCGGGUCAUUUCUGUAGCUCCAAAAUGGAGCCAAGUGUUGACAAGAGAGAGAGCAAGGAAGAUCCAAUCAGUGAUAAGGGACCCACUCCCUGCGAUCCGGUAUCAUUGGAGCAGCCCAAUUACAAAGACGGUCUUAAAAACGGAACCAAAAAGCAUUCACUGUACUCUAAAAAAGAUGAAGAUAGUUUUUCAAUUGAAACUAAACAGCAGGAUUGUUUCACGGAGGAAUCUGAUAGUUCGGGUUUGGGGUUCUGGCGGGAACCUGGGGGUGAGCAGACACAAGAAUCAACAUCACCACUCUCUACCAAGACUGAUGUGGAAAAUAUGGAGAAAGAAGAACUUCAGAAAGUGUUAUUGGAGCAGAUUGACCUGAGGCGGAGGUUAGAACAGGAAUUUCAGGCGUUAAAGGGUAACGCUUCUUUCACUGUUGUCAAUAACUUCCAGGACCAGAUGAAGCGGGAGCUGGCGUACAGAGAGGAGAUGGUGCAGCAAUUACAGAUGAAGCAUAUGAUGAAGUGCACGUCAUUUGUAAGAUACAAGCACAGAGCAAAGCUCCACAUGCAAGCCUCAAGCAUCAUAAGAAAGAUCAAGCGAAGGACUAAAGGACCAAGCACAAUGCGAAACCCUGGAAAUUCAAACUCAACAAAAGUUAAUACAUAAAUCAGUGAUUUCCUAAGAGACAUUAACAUGACUUCAAACUUUAUUAGUAGCAUAAAGAAUCACUAUUAACUGGCUUCUUAAGUUGGUGGUGCUUCCAUUUAGAUAUUUUUGAGACAUAAGGAAGGCUGGUGAGCCCACUCUAAGAAGAUUGGUGUGUCCAUUUUAAAGGUACUAGUGAUCUUACCUUAAGAAGACUGUUGAGAACAUUUUUUGGAUGAUUACUAAAACCAUUCCUAAGAAGAUUGGUGAGCCCACUUCAAGGGGGAUUAGUGUAUCCACUUUAAGGAGGUUAGUAAGCCAAUGUAAAUUCUGUGAACACUAUGGAUUGAUGAACAACAAUGUACGUGAAUGUGUGUGUACGCGCAUGCACAUGUGUGUGGACUUCAAGAAGACCAUCAGUUGUCUCAUUGAAUGAUUAUCUGGAAGAAAUACUACAAACUCAGUUCUUGAUUAGUGGACUGGAAUUGCAUUAAGCUCAAGAGGAGGGAAGACAGCAGACCGUGGACAGGAAAUUACACCACUACUCUAAUCCUUCUCUAGCUUUUGCCUGCUUAAUUUAUUAAUGGUUAAAUAAGA
This is a messenger RNA of Rhincodon typus (whale shark), 3028 nucleotides long. It is a transcript of the gene skor2, whose product is annotated as SKI family transcriptional corepressor 2. Gene Ontology annotation, molecular function: SMAD binding; RNA polymerase II cis-regulatory region sequence-specific DNA binding; DNA-binding transcription factor activity, RNA polymerase II-specific. The coding region runs from base 149 to 2452 and encodes 767 amino acids. Gene Ontology annotation, biological process: negative regulation of BMP signaling pathway; negative regulation of transcription by RNA polymerase II. The transcript is spliced from 8 exons. Gene Ontology annotation, cellular component: nucleus; transcription regulator complex. The record is from RefSeq and is a predicted model, not a curated record. NCBI's taxonomy places the organism in Eukaryota, Metazoa, Chordata, Chondrichthyes, Orectolobiformes, Rhincodontidae.